Molecule: messenger RNA, 1445 nt
Organism: Condylostylus longicornis
Lineage: Eukaryota; Metazoa; Arthropoda; Insecta; Diptera; Dolichopodidae
Product: lysosomal aspartic protease
Exons: 7
Coding region: 145-1299 (384 amino acids)
Biological process (GO): proteolysis; cell death
Cellular component (GO): lysosome
Molecular function (GO): aspartic-type endopeptidase activity
Source: RefSeq, a predicted model, not a curated record
AGUUUAUUGAUAAUUUGAUACUCUUUGUUUUAAGUUGUUUUAAAGAAAAAAGAUAGUUUGUGAAGAAAGAAAAAAAUAUUAAAAAUUAUUUCAUCUGUAAAAUUAAUUAUUUAAAAAUUGAUAUUUUGAACAUUAUUUUUUAAAAUGUUAAAAUAUUUUAUAUUUGCAUUUUGCCUACCAGUAUUAUUAAAUGCGGAAUUAGUCAGAGUCAAAUUAGAACGUGCAGAAAAUGUUCGCAAUCAUUUCAGAAGAGUUGGUACAGAAUUACAACAAUUACGAUUAAAAUAUGUUGAAGGUCCUACACCAGAACCUCUAUCAAAUUAUAUGGAUGCUCAAUAUUUUGGAGUAAUUUCGAUUGGAACACCACCUCAAAGCUUUAAGGUUGUAUUUGAUACUGGUUCAUCAAAUUUAUGGGUCCCCUCAAAACAAUGUCAUAUUACAAAUAUAGCAUGUUUACUUCACAAUAAAUAUGAUGCAAAUAAAUCAAAAACCUUUGUUAAGAAUGGUACCGAAUUUGCUAUUCAUUAUGGUACUGGUAGCUUAUCUGGUUAUUUAUCCCAAGAUACAGUCAAUAUAGGAGGAAUAGACAUAAAAGAUCAAAUAUUUGCAGAAGCUAUCAGUGAACCAGGACUUGUAUUUGUUGCAGCUAGAUUUGAUGGAAUUCUCGGUUUAGCAUAUAAAUCAAUUGCAGUUGAUGGUGUACAACCACCAUUUUAUAAUAUGUAUAAUCAAGGAUCUGUACAAUCUCCAGUAUUUUCAUUUUAUUUGAAUCGUGACCCUUCAGCACCCGAAGGUGGAGAAAUCAUGUUCGGUGGAUCUGAUCCUGCUAAAUAUAAAGGCGAUUUUACUUAUGUACCAGUAACACGGAAAGCCUAUUGGCAAUUUAAAAUGGAUUCAGGUACAGUCGGUAAUACAGAAUUUUGUAAAAAUGGUUGUGAAGCAAUCGCUGAUACCGGAACUAGUUUAAUUGCUGGACCAGUUGGUGAAAUUUCUGAAGUUAAUAAAGCAAUAGGUGCAACACCAAUAAUGGGCGGUGAAUCAAUGGUUGAUUGCUCUUUAAUACCAAAAAUGCCAAAUGUUAAAUUUGUUAUUGGUGGAAAAUCUUUUGAAUUAGAACCCAAAGAUUAUGUUUUAAGAGUAUCUCAGUUUGGCAAAACUAUGUGUAUUUCUGGAUUUAUGGGACUAGAUAUUCCACCUCCAAACGGACCAUUAUGGAUUUUAGGUGAUGUUUUCAUUGGAAAAUAUUAUACAGAAUUUGAUGUUGGUAAUGACAGAAUAGGAUUUGCUGAGGCAGCUUAAUUUUCUUUGAAAAACAUACAAAAUUUUAAAUACCAAAAAUAUAUUUUACAUGCCUUAGAACAAAGAAGCAAAAGUUUAAAAAUUCAGUUUUGAACUAAUUUAGUAAUGUAAUUGAAUUCGAACAAAUAAAGAUAUUAAUCAUUGAA